CCUUCCGGGCGCUCGGGGACAUAUUGUCUCUGUUUAGGAUAUCUUGGCAGUGUGUGCGCUUAACCCCUGGCGGGCCGAGAGCCCGCAGCUUCUGGCUUCCGCUUGGUUAGAGGGACCAUGGUUUUCGGUCCGGGCAGCGAUUUUUUUUUGUUGUUGUUGUUGUUGGGUUAAAGUGUUUCAGGGAGGUGACAGAUCGUUGCCGGAGUGUGUAGAAGGUAAGUUGGAGGUGGGCUUUUUGUAACGAAACUGUUUUGUUUCCUUAAUGUAGAUGGUCAGUAGAACAGAGGGUAACAUCGAUGACUCGCUCAUUGGUGGAAAUGCUUCCGCCGAAGGCCCAGAGGGCGAAGGUACCGAAAGCACAGUAGUCACCGGUGUGGACAUUGUCAUGAACCACCACUUACAAGAAACCAGCUUCACAAAAGAGGCCUACAAAAAGUACAUCAAAGAUUACAUGAAAUCACUCAAAGGCAAACUUGAAGAGCAGAAACCAGAAAGAGUAAAGCCUUUUAUGACUGGGGCUGCCGAGCAAAUUAAGCACAUCCUUGCUAAUUUCAAUAACUACCAGUUUUUUAUUGGUGAAAACAUGAAUCCAGAUGGCAUGGUUGCUCUUCUGGACUACCGUGAAGAUGGUGUGACUCCAUUCAUGAUUUUCUUUAAGGAUGGCUUAGAGAUGGAAAAAUGUUAACAAAUUGGAUCUAUCACCUGUCACCAUAACCGACUGCUGCUUACCAUCCAUACAACACCAGGACUUAGGACAAAUGGGACUGAUAUCAUCUUGAGCUUUUAUUUUGACCAUGAUUUAUUUGGAGUGGAGACAUUGUUUUUUUCUUUUUCUCUUUUUUUUUUUUUUUUAAAGAAAAAACAUGUCAUGUAGGUUGUCUAAAAAUAAAGUGCAUUUAAAUUCA
Molecule: messenger RNA, 905 nt
Organism: Peromyscus maniculatus bairdii (prairie deer mouse)
Lineage: Eukaryota; Metazoa; Chordata; Mammalia; Rodentia; Cricetidae
Source: RefSeq, a predicted model, not a curated record